Molecule: messenger RNA, 3069 nt
Organism: Cottoperca gobio
Lineage: Eukaryota; Metazoa; Chordata; Actinopteri; Perciformes; Bovichtidae
Gene: dnase1l1
Product: deoxyribonuclease I-like 1
Exons: 9
Coding region: 281-1210 (309 amino acids)
Biological process (GO): DNA catabolic process
Cellular component (GO): nucleus
Molecular function (GO): deoxyribonuclease I activity; DNA binding
Source: RefSeq, a predicted model, not a curated record
ACACACUCCUGAUUCGCUCAAUGAUCAAGCGUUAUCUACCUGAUAGCUGACUUAUCUUUAAAUCAAUGUCACAAAGUGAGUACUGCCUUGAAGGUUAAACUAUAGAAGUAAAAAGUGACUUAUUAACUGCAGAACCUACUGUAGCCUGCAGUUGGACUUCUAGUGCAGCGAGAAGUCCCUCCCACAGGAAACACAGGGUUAGGGUUAGGUUUCACUAGAGGAGGUGGCAAGAAACAAACAAGUCCACAAGUAACAAACUGGGUUACUGUCUCUUGCAGUCAUGAAGUCCUCCUCCCUCCUCCUACUUGCCUUCCUGGGUGUGUGUGGUGUUCAAGGGGCUUCGGGUUUUAGAAUCUGUGCCUUCAACCUCCAUCACUUUGGGGAUUCCAAGAGCAAGAAGAGCAAUGUCAUGCAUACUCUUGCCAGGAUCAUCGCUCGCUGUGACGUGUGUUUGCUCCAGGAAGUGAGAGACAAUAAAGAAAAGGCUUUACCACAGCUGCUUCACCGCCUGAACAGUUAUGACCCCGAACAUGAGUAUGAAGCUUUGGCCAGUGAGCGGCUGGGCAGGUCAGCCUCGUACCAGGAGCAGUAUGUGUUUGUUUACAGGACUGAUACAGUGACAGUCACUGGCCAUUAUCAGUACCCAGAUAAUCGACCAGGAGAUGUUGACGCGUUCUCCAGAGAGCCUUUUGUUGUCCGCUUCAAAGCCCCCAAUACAGAUAUAAAGGAGUUUGUCCUCAUACCUCAGCACACCACUCCAGCCAACACCACUAAAGAGCUUGAUGCACUGUAUGACGUUUUACAACAUGUGAGGACGAUGUGGAAAACUGAGAAUGUGAUGCUUCUUGGGGACUUUAACGCUGACUGCGGAUACCUUGCUAAGAAGAACAGGAAGAAUGUGCGCCUGAUUACAGAGAAGAACCUCUUUUGGCUCAUUCCAGAAAAGACUGACACCACUGUGCGGUCGACCACCUCCUGCACCUAUGACAGGAUCGUGGUGCAUGGAGAAAGGUUCGCCAGAGCGAUCGUGCCGUUAUCAGCCAGCCCAUUUAACUUCCAAAGGGAAUACCGACUCUCAGAGGAUCAGGCGCUGGAGGUUAGUGACCAUUACCCAGUGGAGGUCCUGCUGAAGAACGUUGCAAACAAGUUCUCCCUCACGUUCCUUCCUCUCUUUGUUCUCAGCCAAUUUGUCUUCCAAAUGUUAACAUAAGUAGUUUAAUAGUGAACCAAUUCUGGAUUGUUGGCAUCUCAGUCUAAAGACAAUCUCUGGAAGGCUUACUUCAUGGAACUGAUGAGAAUUUCAUGAUUCUCCAACGUGUGAAGUCCAACGUUUCAAAUAUCACUGAUAACACAGCACAGGAUGGCUCCCGAAAAACCACAGAUGACAUUCAACAUUAUGUAGUUCACCAUUUUGCACAAACAUAUCUCCCUGUGUGUCUGCGAGGGAGUAUGAUUCAAGUUUAAGAAUCUUCCCUGCACUGCACAGUCCGCUGGUAGAUGUGGAAAUGUUGAAAACAUUUCUUCCACUUAUUGUAGUUUGCUUCUUCAUUUAAGGAAAGUGGUACCCAUUCAUUAAUCCCCUCAAAUCGAUCUAAGGCAGAGAGGAUCAGGCUGCUCCAGAAUACUGAAGCUGACUUUCUACAAACUGGAUGAUAUCUGAAUAUUAUCAUUAUUCUGUAAAAUACAUUUGAGGAAUAUCAAAGAUGAUGCAACAUCUGCAUCUAAGUGACUCACAGUAAGACUGUCAAGGGAAAGAGGUGAUUGAUGGAUGUAGUUCAAGAUCAUGAAUCAUUAAGCUGAGCAAACAAAAAUGUCAUUUAACAGUACAAAUGGAGGCACUGAAAUGAUUACAUUGAGCACAUAAAUGACUAAUGUGAUAGUAUCGUUUAUCAAAUCAUUUCUCUGUAAAACGUUGCUAAAAUAUACAGAGAAAAAGGUGAGGUGGUUGCCAGUAUUAUUCAAUGUUGAUGCCUUAUAUACAAGAUAUGCACAUACAUUAUUGGAGAUUUUCACUUUGGUUCACUUUGCACUGUUGGAAGAGUACGGACACUCCAUCAUUGAGACUGUGGAUCGAUGCAAAUUCUGUCUAAUAACUACAUGAAAUGUGUUUGUAUUUUCUUCCUCUCUUUCUUAUUCCCUCCCGUUUGUUUUAUAUGUUUUCUUAUUCUCUCAUUCUCUGUUUGAAGUUCUGUUUUCUCCCCUUUCUUCCUUAAAUGAUCACUGUACAUUUUUAAAUUGAACACAAAUAAACCUGCUGUAUAAUACUGAGGAACUGGGCGUACAGUGAAAAGGGAUGGAAGCAGAUAUUUCACAGUCCUGAAGACCGAAUAUAUGUCUGCGUGUGCGUGAUGCACUGUUAAAAAAAAAAAAAUACUAUUAUAGAUUAUGAUCCAUACAAAAAUAUGAACUUUACUAACUUAAAUCUCUAGCUGCAAAUUAAAGUCCUGUUAUCUUAUUUAUUUAGUUGUGAAAUGCAGGAAAAAACACAUAAAUGGGGAGUGAACAUAAUAUCCAGCUGAUUCCCAGCAUGCAUUGUAUUCUUUUAAAAUUCCUCUCGAAAGCCAACCUGUUUCUAAUAUGAAGACAGUAACAGUCACUUCAGUGCGAAUAAUAAUAGAGGAGGCGGGGCGGGGGGGGGGGGGCGUACAUUUGUCCUCAGCUGACUUGCAUUUUUGUUUUCUCUGUCUCUGGAAAAAAGAAAGAUACUUAACCCUACUAUAAGUAACUAUUUCUAACCUUACCAUCCUCAGUAAAAUAACUGUAUCUGUGUCUUGUAACUAACACUAUACUGUUCCCCUUUAGCGCCAUUUUUCAAUGUGCAGGCCUUACUGUUACAUAAACGUGUGUGUUCUUCGCUUGUGUUGAACACUUUUUGAUAUAAUAGGCCCUUGGGAGAGUCUCACCCUCCCUAAGCCUUUGACAAUGUUCCAUCCAAAGUUAGUCAGUUAUUUUCUUAAAUGUUGCAUUAUUUGUUCAUCUUUUCAAUACUUUGUACAAGUGAAAGAUUUGAAUGAGAAAAUGUUUUCCACUAGUUGCAGAUGUGAAAGCUCAAAUAAAUGCACAAUGUGA